This is a messenger RNA of Epinephelus lanceolatus (giant grouper), 8684 nucleotides long. Lineage: Eukaryota; Metazoa; Chordata; Actinopteri; Perciformes; Serranidae. The record is from RefSeq and is a predicted model, not a curated record.
CCCAGUGCGGUAUGAAGCUGACCGAUGAAUUCUAACGGGAGGGAGAAAAGAGGAGAGGAAAAUGAAAGAGUGAGGGAGAUAGAGAGAAAUAGGGGAAGAGAGGGAGGUAGAGGAGAGCUGUCGGACCAUCCUACCAGCCGCUGCUCUAGAGGAGGUGUUUCAACAUGACAGCCCUGCGUCAGAGGAAGGGCAGCAAGGGGAAGGAGCCCCCCCUUGGUGCAGAGUUUCAGUCCCAACAUCCCAACUGUUGCACCGACCAUCAUCAAGAGAAGAUCUUGCACGGUGACUGGUCAUGGGGGGCAAUAAUCUGGACAUCAGUUGGUUGGUCUGUGUCUGUUGGUCUGGGCCUGCUGUGCUGUAUCUACAUGGCCACACUGCAUGAGAACGACCUGUGGUUCUCCAACAUAAAGGAAGUGGAGCGGGAGAUCUCAUUUCGGACAGAGUGUGGACUGUACUACUCCUACUACAAGCAAAUGUUGCAGGCCCCAACAAUACACGAAGGGCUCUCAGAAUUGAUCCAUGACAACUUGACAGAAUCUAAGAGGACCAUUAAUCUCCUACAGCGAAUGAAUAUCUACCAAGAGGUCUUUCUCAGUGUUCUCUACAGACUGUUGCCCAUACAGUCGUAUCUGGAGCCAGUGUAUUUCUAUAUUUACACAGUGUUCUCGCUCCAAGCGGUGUAUGUGAUUGCUCUGUACCUCAUAGCAUGGCUCCUGUCUGGUUCCUGGCUGGCUGGUACGCUCACUGGGGUCUGGUACAUCCUCAACAGGGUAGAUACCACUCGCGUGGAGUUCACCAUCUCCCUCAGAGAGAACUGGUCUUUACCCUUCCUAGCGCUGCAGGUUGCCGCUAUCACCUGUUACCUCAGGCCUCAGCUCACCUCCUUACAGCAGAAGGUGAUGGUGUGGUUGAUGUACGUGACAACGUUCUGUUUCUGUCUAACGUGGCAGUUCAACCAGUUCAUCCUGCUUGUUCAGGCUCUCAUCAUAUACACUCUGGACUGUGUCGACUUUUUAACAACUACACAGGUGACCACUAUGUACCUGGUUCAAGUGAGCAGUCUGCUGAGUGUGUGGCUCCUCCAGUUCUGUAACUCCAUGAUACUGGGAUCACUGGUCCUAAGCUUCAUCGUAGCUGCGCUCUUCAUCAGACACUGCCAGUCUAGUCUGAAGACAGGAGGCCUGCUGGUUCGUCUGGGCAAACUGCUUCUCCACAGUGCUAUGGUUCUCCUCCUCACCGUCACCAUCAACUACCUGGCCAAGAAAGCACUUCAGCUCAGAUCAGAUGAACACAUCUUUAAAUUCAUCAAGUCAAAGUUUGCCUUGGGGCCAACAAGGGAUUUUGAUGCCAGUCUGUAUCUGUGUGAGGAGGCCUUUGGCCUGCUGCCCCUCGACACACUGGAGCGCCUGGCUGGUACCCUGCUGCUAUACCCAUACAUCCUCUCGCUGCUGCUGCUCAGUGGCAUGUUGGCAGUGGCUGCACUGCAGAACCUGAGCAGACCUAAAGGAGGUUCAGCUGAGGAGAGGAAAGGAGCCGGAGAGGGGCGAGUGGUGGCUCUCCGUCCAGAUGUGGCCUAUAAUCUGUUGCAUACACUGUUCUAUGGCCUCCUGGCUUUCAGCACUAUGAGGAUGAAAUAUAUAUGGACUGGCCAUAUGUGUGCAGUCGCGGCCUAUGGUGUGUGUGGGAAGGAACUGUGGACUCUGCUUCUCAACACUCUCAGCUGCAACACUAAAGUUCUGUUAAGGCUCGUCAGAUAUGCAGUUCCACUGUUGAUGAUCACUUGCCUGUAUUACAAGUUCUGGCCUAAGCUGAUGGAGGAGUUAUCAGAACUGAGGGAGUUUUAUGAUCCAGACACUGUGGAGCUCAUGACCUGGAUUAGCACAAAGACCCCUAAGCGGGCUGUAUUUGCAGGCAGCAUGCAGCUGCUGGCUGGCAUCAAGCUGUGCACAGGCAGAGUUCUCACCAACCAUCCCCAUUAUGAAGAUAAAGAGCUGCGGGAGAGGACCAAACAGAUCAUGGACGGACCGGGAGAGAAUGACCCAGACCUUGUCCCGGCCUCCCACCCUCGAUUCUGCGAGGCCAUCAAGACAGACACGGCGGCUUACACCGCACUAUUCACCAGAACAUUCCAGAACAAAACCUUCCAUGUGUACCGGCUCAAGAAGAAACGCAAGAAAAGCACCAAGAGCUCGUCAGAGCCCAUUGCGACUCAGUAGCAGGUUCAGGGUUGUGAGAAAACCCCCGUCAGAGGCCAAAGGGGAGAGAGACGGAGGAGAAGAAGAGAUAAAAAGCACUGAGUCCUCGCUGUUGCUCUGUCUCCUCUGAACUGUGCCCAGCUGUGAUCAUGCCCAUUAUUUUUUCAACACAUGGCUCUGUGAACUGUGGUGUUAGAGCAGUGUGCCAGUUCAAGCUUGGGGCUGCAUUGUUUUAGUUAGUGGAGUGUGGAAGCACCUAUAGGAGUCCUGCUUCGGGCUGUUCUGUGUCCAGCCACCCACCCUGCCAUUCUCUCAGCACUCACUGGUGCAGAUAAACAGACACAGAAAUGACUAUUAGGCCUCUAAGUAGUGUCUGGAAUACCACAAGCAACUACUAAUUAUUUAGUUUCAUUAGAAGCAGUCAGUGUCAUUUCUGCACAGCAUCAUGAAAUGAACAAAACACUAAUCACUGCUACUUCUAAAUACUAUAAUAGAAUUAUUGUUUUCCUCUCAUACAGGGUAGACCUGGGGUUCAGCAGCAUUAAUCAAAAUUAGAUUCAGCAUCAAAUCAUUUAAAAAUCAUUUAUCCAAUCUAUUAUUUUAGUUUUGCUUUGAGCACAUUUAAAAGUCACAAAUAACUUUAUAAAGUCAAAAGUUAAAACUUUGAGAUUGACAUGAAAUACGCAUUACAAUAAGUAAAAGAAAGUAUUUCCAGAUAAAUACAGUACAUUACAUAUUUGCUAGUGAGCUCUUCUUUGCUGAGAAAAUAGGGAGAGAAACUAUGAUUUACUGAGAUUAACAAAUCUGGGGAUUGUCAAAGUCUUUCUUUUACGAUUAUUCAUUCUUGGAAAGUGCAAGUUGCCACUGCAGCUCUGACUUAUAUCAGUUAUAAAGUGUAUAAAGGGUAGACAUUCGGGAUCAAAUAAACUAUCAAAAUUUGAUAAACAUGCAAACUUGAACGUGCCAUAUUUGAACAGGGUUGAUUAAAACUGCAAUGGGCUGUUUUUAAAUACCUUAAAGUAUAAAUAUAAAUCUAGUGAGGAGCUUUCAUGUAAUUUUUUAAAAGAAAUUAUGAAGGUCUAAUUGGAAAUGACCUAGAAAAGUAUUUCCUACUUUGACAAAACAGUUUCAACUCAAGGUGCAGUUAACUAGCUUGUUUCAUAGCCUUUAACUGCAUUAGUGCAUGAAUCAGAACUCAGAAAUGGAUCUGUUUGUAUGCAGUUGCAUAUAUGGUAAAAGAUGCUUUGGGUGCUUUUGUGACUACUUGAAGGGCUAGUUGAACUACUGUGGCUGGCGAGCUAACCACCAAUAUGCUAGCCAGCUGAGACAUGCUAGCGCUACACAAUAGAUCACAGAGCUUCUUUUCUAUUUUGUUUGUACUGUGCUGUGGCACUCUGUUCUCUGUAUUGUACAUAAUUUCAUUAAAUGAAGAUUUAAUUGAAGAGGGGGGUGAAAGCAUGCAAAGAAGCCUUCUAACUGCCUUGUAGCUUGGUUUGCUAACGGGACCAUUUCAUACAGUUUACUCAAAAGUCGUAUUUGUACUAGUGACUUCUGCCUCAUACUUCUCUGUGAACCAGUCCUCUUUUGUGGAGCACUAUAUACUUCGAUAGAGGAGUUAAAUCAAAGUGCACAGUGCCACACAGCUAAUAAGCUACGAUAGCGUCCUCCAUUUUGGACACUGUGGCUUUUUGUUCCCCCAAAGGUCAGCACUGUAGAGAUGGCUCACUAUUGGUCAAAGGUGCACAUAUUCAUCAUAUCUGAAGCUGAAAAAUUCAAACAGGUUAACUUCACCACAGCAAGUGAAUCCACAGAGCAUGGCGAUCCCAUUGAAAUGAAGUGAUUACUGGUGUGGCCGAGCCUUUGAAAUGUUAUCCAUAGCACUACUAAGAUUGGUUGGCCAUUGUAGGUAAAACGCAGAUGGGGAAGGCGGGUAUUAUUCAGGGAAUGAACUCCCCACUUUUUUAAAGAUUAAAGUCAUAACUUUAUUACAAAAAACUCAGAUAUUCUGUGAGAUUAUUAAAUCACAAAAAUUUAUGAAGAAAAAAUGGGGGGAAAUUGUGUUGUUUUUUUUUUUGUUACAAAACCACAUCACUUAAAUUUGCAAGGUUGGAUCAACCUCAUCAUGCUGUGGUCGUCACUGGUGGGAAUUAAAGCAAAUGCUGAGACAUUGAAUGAACAUUUAAACCAUCUAAUCCAUUUAAUCCAAUCAAGACGUCCCCUUAUGGUUCAAAAACAGUUCCAAAAUGAAAGCUGUGUCAACAUCUGCAGCGUUACCUGGCCUAUAGCUUGAUGAUUCCUGGGCAUCCUAACAAUGCCAAAAUAUCGGGGCAUGGUUUAGUGGAUAGAGCAGGCGCCCCAUGGUCAAGGCUGUUGCUGUGGCUGUUGCCGUGGCGGCCUGGGUUCAACUCCAGCCUGUGGCCCUUUGCUGCAUGUCAUUCCCUCUCUCUGUCUCUCUCUCUGUCCCCCCCCCCCCACACACUUAGCUGCCCUAUCAAUUUAAGGCAAAAAUGCCCAAAAAAAUGCCGAAAUGUGACACUAACACAGACGGGCCUAUUCAGCUGUUCUACCCAAGUUCAUGUACACAUUGUGCAUUCAGCAGCGUUAUACAUCCCAAAACCUGAAAAUAAUAAAUCAGCUUAGUCUAAAUAUAGUAACCCAGUGUUUCCCACAUAGGACACGAGCCCAGGAGACUUUAUCUCCUAGGUGACCUAUUCAUCCAUCAUGACUUUCUCCCUAUGUGGACCAUAGUGCUCCUUAUUCUACGACGCCUGACAUAAUGGCCGUUUUUGAGGUUUUUCAUUUUAAAUUUAUGACUUUAUAAUAUCAGAGAAUAUUCAUGUUUUUUUUUCAUGUAAAUUUGUAAAUUUAAUCUCGGAAAUUCUGAGUUUUUUUCUUGGAUCACUACCCCUCUCCCCUAGUUCCAUAUUCAUUUUUUUUUUUUUUUCUUUUAACCUACGGUGGCCCUAAUUUGCUGCCAUACUCUUGACCUUGGAAAUUGCUGUGAUCCUAACUCAAGGUCCAGAUCUGCUUUCUGCUGAGCUUUUAACCAUAUCACACAGUCACGUAUAAGUACUGUGGAUAAAACAGAUCAGCCUCCAUCAGAACUUAGCAAACACCAUCUACUGAUUAAGACUGUUGGUUGUGGUUGAAAGCUCCAGCUGGACUUGCAUGGUUACACUAUUUAUCUUAUGGUCACAAGUAAAAACAUUGUUAAUAAUGCUGAUUCUGUGCUUCUAUUUCUGAUAAGUUUCCUUUAAAAAGCACAUGACAUGACUUCAACUUGACUGCGGUGUUGUCCUGUUUGUACCUGAGGUAUCUUUUCACCUAGUGGAGUUUAUGAAGACAGCUGGGGGUCAUGCUCAGCUGUGGUUUAUGUGGGAGAGAGCAGCAUUGACCAUUAGCUGGACUUGGCACUCUUGGCUCAGCCGUGAUAGAUGCUAUCAAUUACCCCUGAACAGAAAGCGGAAAUAAUUUUGUUAGUUUCAAUUCCCGCCUGGGUGGAAACAGGUUCCACCGGUGCUUAAAUGUGUUUUUGCUGUAAAACUGAGGUCAAAGCUGGUACCAAGUGAUAUUUGUGACAUUGUUGUUGUUGUUGCUGUUGGCUCCGCGAUUCUCAUCAGCAGCAGCCUCAACCUUUUCACUCUCUCUUCUAUCUCCCACACACACAGCCACAAACACACAUGAAUAAUGUAAGUGGCGAGGAAAUUGCAGCAGGCUGACAACGACGCUGAUUCCCCGCCGCAAUCCAAAAUAGUUUGUGAUAGAGAGAGAGAGAGAGGGGGCCAACACUUGCAUAUCAAACUGAGGCUUUGUGGUUGGAAAAGAAAGUGGGGAGGAGCAGGGGGAGUAGGGAGGGCAGGAAAGGCUCAUGUUUAAACAGCAGAGCAGAGAUGAGAGCACGGAUUCACAAUGAUCUGAACCCCUUCCUCAUUCUCAGUUUCUUCUUUGGAACCAAAGGGAAAGCAGGGGAGAGGAGGUGAUUGAAAGGCUGGAGCUGUGUCGGUAAUUAUAGGGUGGCCAGUCAGAGUUGCCUGUUACAAUGAGCCAUUAUGUGGGUUCGACACACACUCAUUUUUCCCUCUCAGUCUGCCUAUAUUUGUACACUUGUUAAUAAGGACCUCUGUCUUUGAUAAUCUGCACACUCGCAGAUGCACGAACACUCCUGCACACAGUUGUUGUGUUGCUUUUGAAACCGUUGUUGUUCGUUAACCAUGUGGCCUCAUUGUAAUGCAUACCAAUGGGAUCAGUGUGGAACAGCACCACUUGUUCUCCCCCUCUCGCCUUCAUAUGGGAUGUUUAAUUUAGGAGAUGUCUGAUUGCUUUAUUUGAGAGCGAAGUGAUUCCAUUAUGUUUGUCUAAUAAGAGUGUACUAAUGUAAUAUUUUUUUUUCAGCAUUCUUAAUUUCCAUACAUAUUGGGAUUAGUAGUUCAUUGGGAGGCACGCCGUCUGCCUAUGGUUUGUCUUAAUGAAAAGAGGAUGAAGAAAUCCAUUAACUUGUGUGCAGAUGUGGAAUUCAGCUCAGCACUUCCUAAGGCACGUUUUUUAAAGCAGUAGUCGAUGCUACUGAAACAAAUGCAGCCACUUAAAUACAUAUUUAUGCUUGGGAAAUGAAAAGAUUGAAUAAAGAGAGAGAAAAUUAAGAGAGAGCUUUCCAAUAAAAAUAACUAAAGGCCAGAUUCACAUUGUAUUCUGUAAUAAAACAACACAUUUUCUUCUACAGAAAUCUGUAAUGGUGAUAACAACUUUUUUGCAGUCUUUGUAUCUUACCACUAUAUGGCCAAAACUAUAUGGACGCCAUUUCAUUACACCCAUAUUGAUAAAAUGAUCUCAGCUCAAGGUCCAUUUGCUGAGUUAUCCUGGAGCUUUCAGCAUUAUCGAAUGCUCCUCAUCCGCAGAUUGAGUUUGCUCAAGACCUAACUCUCCAUGCUCCUGAGCACCUCUCGUACUGGCUCUAUGUUGUUUUUAAGUAACUGUUGUGUUUGUCCUCCUCCUAUUUUAGAAUUUUUUGUUUGAAUAUUUGGUCCAAGGUUUUAUAUCUUGUUUUUUUUUUUACACUCCUGUAAACUGUUGAAUACUGUUAUUGUUGUUGCAAUUUUUUUCUGGUGAAGUGAAUAGAGCAGAGCGAUUUGAAAAUGGUUGCCCGUACAGCCGUGUUUAGUCCUAGUUAAAGGAAUUCACCUACAAAAUCACCAUUUGUGUAUCAACUACUCACCCGUGUUACAUUAAAUUCGUGAAGAAAACUGUUUUCUCGAUGUCUCCACAGUGAACGAAGAGUCCAAAAACAGAAAAUACAGAUUGGGGGGGUGUUGGACUGGCUGGUAAAUCUGGCUACAGCCCUGUUUCCAAGGUCAGGAACUGAACUGUCAUGCUUAAUUACACCCAUAUGUAAUUUGAACAUGUUAUUUUAAAGCAUGGGUGUAAAAAUGCUGCUGAACAGCCUCUUCUCUUCCGGGGAGGCUGUCAAAAACAUGCUGGAACCUGGCUGCAGGGAUUUGGCUCUCAGACGGCAUUCGAAUUCAUCCCAAAGGUGUUGGAUGAGGUUGAGGUCAGAGCUCAGUGCAGGUCCACACCAUUCAAGUACACAGUAUGUGUGCUCUGGCUGUGAAGUACACGUGUUGCUGUCUUUAGGGGGGUCAGUCAUGGUUUUAGUGUGUUUGGGGGCAUGGUGGUGCUGAAGCUUGGGUAAAAAUGUACUCAGAUUUUUUUGUUAAUUUCACUGUAAUGUAAUUAGUAUUCAUGAUGAGCUGCAGCUAUGACGCAUGUGCCAGUCUUAGACAAACCAUCUGACAUUCUCUGGAAGCAUCUAAACAGACGGAUCCCACUGAGCCAGUGCCAUGUAAGUACGUUGAAGCUAUUAGUGAAUGUGAAAUUUCCACAUGGAGUAUAAGGGUCUAAAAUAAUGUGUAAUGAAGGAACACUAUAAUCCCUCCACACAUUGGUACUUUAGAGGUGACUGACAGGUUUUUCUAUAGAGGUUCCUGGUACAAUAUGAUUGGCUGACAUGUAGGCCACUCUUGAGUUCACACUGAGAUAAAUGCUCAGAACUGAUGCACCUUAAAGGCUACAUUAUUGCUUAAGAGCUGCUUGUGACCCUAAACGUCAUCUUCAGCACAAGCACUGUUAGAUGUAAAAUCUGUCAGCAGUGGAAACCGUCUGCUCCUGUGUUUAUUUGAAAGAAGAAUAUUGUAUUAUGUAUGUCAGUGCCUUUGGUCAUUUUCUCCAUUUUGCUCUGCUAUUUCUUUUUCUACAAAUCCACCAAGCAAAUUCUGUACAGCUGGGUUUUCUACUGCAGGUCAUUUUCGUAUCAGAAAUCAUACAAACUAGUAAAUGUUUACUCUGCAGCUAAAAUUGUUCUCAUUGCCAAGCACAUAAUUGGUGGAAAGGAUAUAAAAGAUACAUGAGUCAAGUAAGAGUCUGCUCCAAUGCCAGUGUUAGAUAUUAGCCACAUCAAUGGCAGUAUGAUGAAUAAAGUAUUUCUUUUUCCAACGA